Rangifer tarandus platyrhynchus (Svalbard reindeer) is the source of this 333-nucleotide messenger RNA. The record is from the annotation of a GenBank genome assembly. Lineage: Eukaryota; Metazoa; Chordata; Mammalia; Artiodactyla; Cervidae.
AUGGACUUAGCUUUCCCCCUGGGAGCCCGCCAGUCUGCUCUGUCCAUGGGAUUCUCCAGGCAAGAAUACUGCAGUGAGUUGCCAUUUCCUUCUCCAGGGGCUCUUCCCAACUCAGGGAUUGAACCUGGGUCUCCGGCAUUGCGGGCAGAUUCUUUACUGUCUGAGCCACGGGGAAAGCCCAGUACAUCAUUUAUCAGGUGUCAGGUACUGUACAGGGUUCUGGGUUACCAUGGUGUGUUGAGCAAGACCACUCUGACAUUCGCAUAUUUGCUGUGGGGACUCAGAGGAGUUGCGCAACUGUCCUCACAGCCGAGAUGUACUGCAGUGGUGUGA